GGGCUCUCCAGGGAAUCCUCCUGCUCUGGUUUGUGACCAUGGGGAAGAGAGUGGCUGUCGUGCUGGCUGGCUGCGGGGUGUACGACGGGAGUGAGAUCCACGAGUCUUCUGCUGUGCUGGUGCAUCUCAGCAGGGAGGGGGCAGAGGCAGAGGUUUAUGCUCCUGAUGUGGACCAGAUGCACGUGGUGGACCAUGUGAAAGGACAGCCGACUCAGGAGAAGCGCAAUGUGCUGGUUGAAAGUGCCAGAAUAGCCAGAGGCAACAUCAAGGAUCUGGCUAAGCUGGAUGUCAAGGGGCUGGAUGCCCUCAUCAUACCAGGUGGCUUUGGAGUGGCUAAAAACCUGAGUACUUGGGCCACCCAAGGCAAGAACUGCAUCGUCUCCAAAGAGGUGGAGGAUGUCCUGAAGGCAUUCCACGCUGCCAAAAAGCCCAUUGGCCUGUGCUGCAUUUCCCCAGUGCUGGCAGCCAAAAUCUUCCCAGGUUGUGAGCUGACUGUUGGUCACGACACAGAGUGUGAGAAAUGGCCGUACGCAAAGACUGCUGAGACCGUGAAGGAGCUGGGCUGCAGGCAUGUGAACAAACACGUCACGGAAGUUCACGUGGAUGUGAAGAACAAGCUGGUGACCACCAGCGCCUUCAUGUGCAACGCCCCCAUUCAUGAGAUCUACGAUGGCAUCGGAGAAAUGGUCAGAGAAGUGGUCAGACUUGCCUGAAUGACACAGAGCC
This is a messenger RNA of Antrostomus carolinensis (chuck-will's-widow), 726 nucleotides long. Its product is annotated as glutamine amidotransferase-like class 1 domain-containing protein 3A, mitochondrial. Bases 39 to 713 code for a protein of 224 amino acids. The record is from RefSeq and is a predicted model, not a curated record. The transcript has 4 exons. NCBI's taxonomy places the organism in Eukaryota, Metazoa, Chordata, Aves, Caprimulgiformes, Caprimulgidae.